Cucurbitaria berberidis CBS 394.84 is the source of this 222-nucleotide messenger RNA. RefSeq lists its product as uncharacterized. Lineage: Eukaryota; Fungi; Ascomycota; Dothideomycetes; Pleosporales; Cucurbitariaceae. The transcript is spliced from 2 exons. The annotation marks the transcript as partial. The record is from RefSeq and is a predicted model, not a curated record.
AUUUUUUGCAGCAACGCAACUAAAAGCAGAGACUUUAGCAAAAGCUUUAAAAAAAGUUCUCUUUUUUUUUUAACAGUUUAUAACCCUAAAAUUAGUUUGUCUAGAGCUAAACGCUGUACUUUUGCAGCGUUUAGUGCGCUCUUAAUAAGCUUUAAAAAUCUACUUAAAAAAAUAGUUUUUAUACUAGGUUGUACUUAUAACUGUAGCAGGUCUCUAAAAUAA